This is a messenger RNA of Phalaenopsis equestris, 942 nucleotides long. Its product is annotated as NAC transcription factor 32-like. NCBI's taxonomy places the organism in Eukaryota, Viridiplantae, Streptophyta, Magnoliopsida, Asparagales, Orchidaceae. The transcript has 3 exons. The coding region runs from base 1 to 942 and encodes 313 amino acids. Gene Ontology annotation, biological process: regulation of DNA-templated transcription. Gene Ontology annotation, molecular function: DNA binding. The record is from RefSeq and is a predicted model, not a curated record.
AUGGAAGGCAGUGGAUGCUUGAAUGGCUAUCAGUUACCUCCAGGCUUCCGCUUCCACCCCACAGACCAAGAGCUAAUCAUCCAUUACCUGAGGAAGAAGAUAACUUCAUCUCUCCCUCCAUCUUCUUCCAUUAUUGCAGACAUCGAUCUCUACAAGUUCAACCCUUGGGAGCUCCCCGAGAAAGCGUUUUUUGGUGAGGGCGAAUGGUUCUUCUUCAGCCCAAGAGAUCGCAAGUACCCGAAUGGUGUUCGGCCGAACCGCGCUGCUGCGUGUGGAUACUGGAAGGCGACGGGCACUGAUAAACCUAUAUUGGCCUCUAAUGGCAGCCAUUGCCUCGGCGUUAAGAAAGCUCUCGUUUUUUACAAAGGCCGGCCGCCAAAAGGCACCAAGACUGAUUGGGUCAUGCAUGAAUAUCGCCUACUUGACUCGAAUACUUCUAUGCAUCAUAAGCAUAAGGGCACCAUGCGGCUGGACGACUGGGUUCUCUGCCGAGUAAGGCAUAAGGGCAGCUUUCUUCCGGAAAACGACGAGAAACCAUCGCCAUCUCCGCCGCCUCCGCCGGCAUCAACGUCGAUCUUCACCAAAUCUCCUGUGCAGCACGACUUAAUGCAGCAAUAUGCCGGAAAAGAAAGAAACAAUUUUUAUGAGUUGAACGACUGCCAGCUUAUGGGAUAUCUCUUGGGUUCUGCUACGCAAGCCGAAAGCGGCUGUGAAAGCUCCGAUUUGGUUUAUGAUGGCGAUUUCUUCGUUGGAGAUCAGCAACAGCCUGAGCUUGUUUCCUCCAUGCUGGGUUCCAUUAAAAGGAAGCUAUCUUUUGGCGCUCUCGAUGAGCUCAUGAUGCUGCCUCCCGGCAAGAGGACGCACCACUUCAACGCUGGAGAGGAGCUGUCGCCUACAGAGUCUGAUUCAGAUGAACAGGAAUGCUUAGAGUUUUUGAUAUGA